Cajanus cajan (pigeon pea) is the source of this 1903-nucleotide messenger RNA. The record is from RefSeq and is a predicted model, not a curated record. NCBI's taxonomy places the organism in Eukaryota, Viridiplantae, Streptophyta, Magnoliopsida, Fabales, Fabaceae.
UCUGCUAGGGUUUCCUCUCUACCAGAGCUGUGCUAACACUUUCGAUGGAUAACAAACCGGACCGCCCUCCUGAUGGGAGUGGCAAGGUCCAAGCAGGUGUCUCAUUCAGGGACAAAGUUACGGGGAACAAGGAUCCACCCCUCGCAAGGGAGAAAAUUGAUUUCCUCAAAUCAAAAUUGGUGCGGUUUGAGUGGGAGGAAGGUGAUCGCCUACGUCCACGUUGCUUUGUGGAUGAAACGGUUAUGAAUUCACUUGCGCAACCAUUUCACGAUGCCCUGGUUGUGAAGCUUUUGGGAAAACACAUUGGGUUCAAACUUAUGCGAGAUAAAUUGCAAGCUGUGUGGAAACCUACUGGAGGAUUUGAUGUUAUAGACAUAGGGUUUGAUUACUUCAUGGUGAAGUUUGAUAGAGAAGAAGAUCGGAAUAAAGCGUUAUUUGAUGGACCCUGGCUCAUGUUUGAUCAUUAUUUAAUUGUUCGACCAUGGUCUCCCGAUUUUGUAGCAGAAGACUCCCUGGUGGAGAAGACCUUAGUAUGGAUAUGGCUUCCUGGACUAGGUGUGAUGUAUUAUGAUGAAGCCUUCCUUAUGGCUUUUGCCUCGGCUGUGGGGAGGCCAAUCAAAAUUGACUUUAAUACUGCGAAUGUUACAAGGGGAAAAUUUGCUAGGAUUUGUGUUGAGAUUGACCUUACUUUACCUGUGGUUGGUAAGAUAUGGCUGAAUAACCAUUGGUAUAAGGUGGAAUAUGAGGCCUUGCACAUAAUCUGCUCUUCCUGCGGAUGUUAUGGACAUGUCUCACGUAAUUGUCACUCCAAAGCUUCUUCGCAAACCACUACACAUAUCCCUACAGUCCCUGUUGACAAGGAUGGUGAUCAUGUGGAGGUUGGCGGCGGUGGGGUGUCCAAUGUUGGUGGCGGGGAGAAACCUAGGGGCUCGACAGUGGUGCCGAAUUCUGUUUCGGGUAACUCCGAACCACCAGGCGUGAAUAAGGGGCAUGAUGAUGCAAAUAUUGAUCUCGUGCAUGGUGAGUGGAUCAAUGUCACGAAGAGAAAGAAGAAACAGGUCAUUCCGAGCCUACGUGGCAAGAGCGUGAGCGUUCCCAUUCGAAGUGGCUUGAAUAAUUCCGCUCCUAUCAAUACUACACACAAGACAAAGGCCCUUGAUUCCCAACCUGAGCCCACCUUGAGACACGUUGGCACGAGUGAUGGUUCUCCGCCCAUUCCUUCUCAAAGGAAACGGGCUAGAAAGGAAAGCCCAAUUAGGAUCAAACCAAAGCCUAACAAUGAUUCCUCUAAGGACCCACCUCGUGUGAUAUUGAAAAGAGAUGCAAGUAGGAGGCCUAUUAAGACCUCUAAUCCCUUCUCAAGCUGGCCUGGGAAGAAUGUUGGCCCGUCUAAGCAGAUGGUUAACCACGAAGCUGUUGGUUUAGGUGGAGGCACUUAUUCCAGGUUCAGAUUUGGUGACAAGCUGGAGGAGCAUGAUGAUUCGGGUACCACCUCCUUUAAUGGGGUUUUCAAUUGCGGGGUACAUGAUACUGAACCACCAGAUCCAGGGAAACAAGCUACUGAACCAGAAUUUUGGUGUAGAAUAUUCGUGGAGCUAUCAGUACUCGUGGGCGAAGACGUGUGAGGUCUCUGAUUCAAAAGUUCAAAUGUGAGUUGGUUAUAAUUAUGGAAACCCAUCCCUUUUUGGGAAAAUAUGGGCUUCAACAUUUGCGGUCUCUCGGAAGCACAGGUGCUAGUAGAUGUUAACAGUGACUUCUCUGUUCAGUUGUUGGAUUCCCACCCUCAAGCUAUUACCAUUUUAAUUAAUAAAGGGGACAAGACAUGGGGCUUCUCUACGGUUUAUGCUAGCCCUGUCCCUCUUGCUCGUGAGAGGUUAUGGGUUCACUUUAGUCAGCUCAGAGG